Mesitornis unicolor (brown roatelo) is the source of this 714-nucleotide messenger RNA. Its product is annotated as synaptotagmin-like protein 3. The annotation marks the transcript as partial. Gene Ontology annotation, cellular component: exocytic vesicle; plasma membrane. The transcript has 5 exons. Gene Ontology annotation, molecular function: neurexin family protein binding. The record is from RefSeq and is a predicted model, not a curated record. Gene Ontology annotation, biological process: exocytosis. Lineage: Eukaryota; Metazoa; Chordata; Aves; Mesitornithiformes; Mesitornithidae.
UACAAGAUUGAAUACUCGCAGCUGGGAAGUCGGCAGCUUCAGAUAUCUGUGUGGCAUGCAGGAGCGCUCAAACACAGGGUGUUUUUGGGGGAAGUGGUGAUCCCACUGGCAGCAUGGAAUUUUGAGGAUAACUCGAUGCAGUUGUUCAACUGGUACCAGCUCAGACCCAAGCUGGAAAAGCCUGAAGAUGAUCUUAUCCAGUACAGUGGUGAACUUCUCGUGUCUGCAAGGCUGUCAGUACCAGCCCAGUAUACAAAUUUCCAGUCUGAAGGAAAAAAAGGCCAAGGAGUUCCUAACUGCCAGCUUCAGGUUAUGAUAUUUGGGGGCAAGAACUUGCCCAUGCUGAGAUCUGCUGGAACGCUGAACUCACUUGUUAAAGGUUGUCUUAUCCUUCCAGACCAAGAGGUAAGGCGAAAGUCUCCAGUCCUGAAGAAAGAAGCCUGUCCCCAGUGGAAACAUUUGUUUGUCUUUGACGAUGUUAGCCCAGCUCAGCUACAGCAAUCAUGCCUACACUUGACUGUCUGGGACCAGUCAGCUUGCAGCUCAAAUGAUCAGUUCCUAGGAGGGGCCAAGCUUGGUGCAAAGGAAUCCUUUGGCUCUACAGCCCCUGUUCCUCAGUCAGUGCUCCAAUGGCAGGAAGUGCUCCACAGCCCAAACAUGUGGAUGGACUUCACACUUGUGCUGCAUUCAAAUAAGGAAAACUUCAAAUCAUGA